Cyclocybe aegerita is the source of this 2007-nucleotide messenger RNA. The record is from the annotation of a GenBank genome assembly. Lineage: Eukaryota; Fungi; Basidiomycota; Agaricomycetes; Agaricales; Hemipholiotaceae.
AUGCCGGACUACCCUCCACCGCCGUACCUCUCCUCGCCCUCGCCGUCGACUGGCCUCUCGUCGAGCAGCGACUGGGCGUCGACCGCGCACUCGGGUUCGGAUUCGGACAUUUAUGUCCGCACACCGUCGGAGGACCAUGCAUCGUCGCACCUUCCAACGCACCACGGCCAGACGAAUAUCACAAUGAGGAACGCCUUCAACCAGUACGGCAAUACCCCACAUUUGGAUUCGGAGAGCAAGGACACGGCCAGAGGGCGGAAAGCCAAUCUUCAGGCGCCAAUUCCGGUUCCUGACCUGAACACUCUUCCUGGCGUGAUGAGCAGGUUGGGUGGGAUGGCGAACACGUCUGCGGACGUCGGCAAGAUGGCAACCGACGCCAUGAAUGUUGCUUCAAAUGUUACCGAAGAAUUCGGCCUUCCACAGAGAGGUGCUGGGAAGAAGGCGACGAAAAUGUCGAAGAAACAGAAGAAAGCAGAGAGGCGGCGCCGACGGGAAUUAUUCUCGUCCUCUUCUUCCGACUUCUUGUCCGACUUCUUCGACAGCUCGGACAGUGAUUCGAGCUUCAUGUCGGAUGGCGACUCCAGCGACUCCAGCUCGGACGAUGAGGAGAUUAAAGCGCUGAAGAAGCAACUCAAGAAACUGGAGAAGAAGCAGGACAAGGCCACAAGCACCAAAAGCCCGUCCUCGAAACGCAGUUCUGCGUCGGUUGGAUCAUUCACUGGUGUAAACCAUAAACUGAAAUCCGAGAGACAUCCAUCUCUGUGGGAGGCCGAGCAGGCGAAGGCGAAUGCCAUUCGAGCUCGGUUCCACGGCAACCUCAGCACCCCUCAUACCAGCCCUCCCAGCUACACCGAGGCCAGACCGAUGACGCUAACGGCUGGGUGCAACAACUUCUUCGGAACCCCCUCACCGUCGCCAUAUUUUCCAUCACUCCUCCCUAUCAAUCCGAUGUCGUUCUUGCCUCCACAGAGUCCCAUGUUUGGAGUCCCGCCAAUCACGCCGCCUAGCCCUCCAAAGCCGAAGGAGAAGGCGAAGAAAAAGAAAUCGACGAAGCCUGUUGACAUGUUCUCUGGGAGCAGGGAUACGGAUAUCCGCGAUUCCAACUUCUAUGUAAAUAAUUAUGGAACGACGGGCUCCAAAGGAUUCGAACUCCUUACGAACUCGGUUUCCCCUCGCGCCUUUCACAGCGCCGACGACCGCGUUGAUCCACCUAGAUGCCAUGAAAACACCCGCGUUGACAUUAUCAACAACAUCCUCGACUGGGUGACUGGGAAGGUUGCACCUCACGCCUUCGUGCUUUGGCUCUUCGGGCCAGCUGGGACGGGGAAAUCAGCCAUUGCAGGCACGAUUGCCGAGCUCUGCGAAGCAUACAGCCUACUUCUCGCCACCUUUUUCUUUUUACGAACCGACUCCAAACGUAACAACAUGAAGUCACUGGUUGCAAACAUCGCUUAUCGCACCGCUUUAGUCGUCCCCUCCGCACGGUGGAUUAUCGAAAGUGUUGUAGAACAUGAUCCACUCAUAUUUGAACACUCACUACAAGAGCAGCUCCUCAAGCUAGUCGUCAAGCCUCUGCAUUCUAUUGCCCCGCAGUAUCGCUUUCCUCCUCUUGUUAUCAUCGACGGACUAGAUGAAUGCGCCGACGAAAACACUCAGGCGAAACUCAUUGAGAUUCUCUCCACAUUAGGGAGGAGCAACCUGCCCCUCAAAUUCAUAAUCACCAGCAGACCGAGCCCGAGGAUCAAGUACGCAUUUCGCUCCAUCCAACCUCCACCAAUCCUCUACCACCUUGCGCUCAACAUCGACUUCCAUGCUCACCGCGACAUUCACACCUUUCUUGUUGACAAAUUCGCCCAAAUAAAGAGAUCCCAUCCACUUCGCUCAUGCAUCCCAACGUCUUGGCCGAGUAAAGACCAAAUCCACACAUUGCUCGUUGCGGCAUCAGCCUACCGAACGGUUGGAUAUCGUACUUGGGCUUCGUCCGCCCGUCCGAGAACGACCAUUUGA